GAUUACGAAACUCGUUUGUGUUUUAGCUAAUGAAUUUAUCCAAGGCUUUCCGGAUAAUAAACCUGUAGUAUCUUUUGGGGUUUAUUUCAACCUUGAAAAACCGUUUCAAUUAUUGUUCCAGUGUGUGAUUGAACAUCGUGAUCAGUAUUUAUUGUUUCUUAUGGCAAAUGAGUGUGUUGACGGAUUUUUUUGAAGUUGUUAUUUUAUUUGAUCAUCAUGGUAAUCAAUGUUAAACUAACAAACUUGCUAGCUUAUUCAAGUCUUGUGGUUCGUCGCGUGUCUCACUUUGGUAAACAUCACGGUGAUUUGCCGUAUCAGUUGUUGCUAUCCAAACCCACUCCUCUUUUCCACCACAAGAAACAGAUUCAAACAGUGGUGCCUAGCACCAGCACUAAAAAUGUCACUGUACCUGUUGAAAACACACCAACCGCUGAUUCUUUGGUUAGACUAGACCUGGAAGGUCUUUAUGAAGACAUCAGAGAGGGUUUAAGUGAAACACAGCCAGAACUGAAGCUGAUAGCCCAGUACUAUUUCAAUGGAGAGGGCAAAGCUAUACGACCAGUCAUUACCAUGUGUAUGGCUAGGGCAAUAAAUUUCCAUCUAGAUCAAAACACACCGUCUGUACUUCAAAAACAGAAGAAGAUAGCACAAAUUGCUGAAAUGAUUCAUACAGCCUCUUUAGUUCAUGACGACGUGAUUGACGUAGCUGACAGCAGAAGAAGUAGACCAUCGGUCAAUAUUGUUUGGGGGCAAAGAAAAUCAAUUAUAGCAGGUGAUUUUAUACUCGCUAUGGCUUCUAAAAUGUUGGCACGACUGCAGAAUAAACAAGUCAUCAUAUUAUUAUCUCAGGUUCUCGCCGACUUAGUUCAAGGAGAAUUCAUGCAACUUGGCGCUCGUGAAAAUAAAGAUGAAAGAUUCGCGCAUUAUUCAGAAAAAACCUUCAAGAAAACUGCAAGUUUAAUUGCAUAUAGCUGCCAAGCGGUCUCAGUACUCUCUGGAGCUGAUUCAACCUUACAAGCGGUUGCCUUUCAAUAUGGUCGACAGAUAGGAAUGGCUUUUCAACUCGUAGAUGACCUUCUUGAUUUCAUGGCCACAUCGGCUCAGCUGGGAAAGCCAGUUGCUGCUGAUUUGCGCCUUGGACUGGCCACUGCUCCUGUUCUCUUCGCAGCACAGAAGUUUACCGAGUUGAAUCCGCUGAUCCUGAGGCGGUUUCAAGAACCGGGGGACGCUGAAACCGCCUUUCGAUUAGUACUCCGUUCAGACGGAUUACAGCGAACCAAAGACUUGGCACGCCAAUACUGUAACGAUGCGGUGACUCAAAUUGCUCAGCUAACCCCUUCUCCUUACCAGCAAGCCUUAGUCACGUUAGCGCAUCAAUUAUUACAUAGGAUGAAAUAAAUGUAUACCCCUGAGAGAUUACUCUUUCAGUCUCCAAGGGUUCGGUUUCCCGGUUGUUACGUAGUUGGACAUUUUAAUCAAAGAAUCAACCUAACUUUUGUUCUAAUCUUAUCGCUCCAAACUUAUCGAGCUGCAAACGUAUUCUGCCCAAAGGUGUUGAUCAUGUUGAUCAAAUGCAGAGAAUUUUAUGCUCGUUAGUCACCAAUAAAGCAGUUGUAGAAAGCGAAA
Daphnia pulicaria is the source of this 1626-nucleotide messenger RNA. RefSeq names its product all trans-polyprenyl-diphosphate synthase PDSS1-like. The transcript has 8 exons. Gene Ontology annotation, molecular function: prenyltransferase activity. The record is from RefSeq and is a predicted model, not a curated record. Bases 217 to 1398 code for a protein of 393 amino acids. Gene Ontology annotation, cellular component: transferase complex; mitochondrion. NCBI's taxonomy places the organism in Eukaryota, Metazoa, Arthropoda, Branchiopoda, Diplostraca, Daphniidae. Gene Ontology annotation, biological process: isoprenoid biosynthetic process; ubiquinone biosynthetic process.